Messenger RNA from Aspergillus ochraceoroseus IBT 24754, 2052 nucleotides. Its product is annotated as Zn(II)2Cys6 transcription factor. The transcript is spliced from 6 exons. The record is from RefSeq and is a predicted model, not a curated record. Gene Ontology annotation, biological process: DNA-templated transcription; regulation of DNA-templated transcription. NCBI's taxonomy places the organism in Eukaryota, Fungi, Ascomycota, Eurotiomycetes, Eurotiales, Aspergillaceae. The coding region runs from base 1 to 2052 and encodes 683 amino acids. Gene Ontology annotation, molecular function: DNA binding; DNA-binding transcription factor activity, RNA polymerase II-specific; zinc ion binding.
AUGGGGGACUCCCCACCUCCGGAACGGGGGCGUCGUGGAUCAGUGGUGGAUUUGACGAAGAAGAGGGUCUCGAUGGCUUGUUUGGCGUGUAAGAAGUCGAAGCGGAAGUGCUCUGGUGUCGCCCCCUGCGAUAAUUGUCGCGCGUUCGGUCGACAAUGUGUUUUCGAUGAAACCCUCGACCAGCGCCGGCGCGUCGCUGCAAAACGCACCGCCGAUGAACUGGGUUACCAUCGAGAUAUGCUCAACGACCUCCUGAAGGUGAUGCGCGCCGAAGACCAAUUCUACGCCCUUCGACUCCUCGAGAUCAUCCGGCGGGAUGCGACCUCGGAGGAAAUCAGAGCGCACAUCGAUGAUACACUCGCACAGAUUGAAGACACCGGGAAGGAAAGCGAAGAUGUCAUCCGGAAACUCGAGGACGUGCGGAGAGUGAUUAAUGUCGAGGGGGCCGGACCGUCGUUUCGUCCCAAGGUCAUGGAUAUCCAUUACCUUUGUGAUGAGGUACCGUAUCGGGUGCCAGCGAAGCCGUGGACGACGGUCACCGAGGAUGCGGAUUUAGUGUCGCAUUUGGUAUCGUUGUAUUUUACUUGGGAUUACCCCUUCCAUGCGUUUUUGGAUCGGGAUGUGUUCUUGAAGCAUAUGGCAAGUGGGGAUACGAAUUCAGAGCUCUGUAGUCCUUUCUUGGUCAAUGCGUUGUUGGCGAAUGCUUGUCACUUCUCCGAUUACUCAGAGGCAUAUGUCCACCCUGGUGACAUGGUGACAAAAGGAAAUGAUUUCCUGGCAGAAGCUGAACGACUGAAAGAUGAAGAAUCGACAAGAUUGACUCUGCCCUAUCUCCAAGGAACUCUCUUACUAUAUGAAAAGUUCUCCCUCUCCGGGGAAAACGAUCUGGGGUAUAAAAUGCUUCAUCAGGCGAUAUGGAUCGGUGAGUCCCUAGGGUUGAUUGGCCCGAAGAAACUGAGCGUGGACCUCGGCCAGAUCUCACAAGAUAUGGAUGCCUCUUUAAAGCAGACAGCUUGGGGUUUGUUCCAUAUAGACACGGUUGUGCAUACCGACUUUCUGCGGCCGAGUCUCAUAGACAAGAUCAACCUUGAUCGACCGAAUAGACACUGGGCUGAUGAGAUGGCAUUGUGGAUUCCGUACCCCUCUCAUCGACCUCCUCGACCUUCCUACCUCAGACAGUACUUUGACGAGUCGUGUAACCUGUGCGAGAUCGCUCGAGACAUGUCGCAGCGUUUGUUUUCCAUUGACGAAGCCCUGAGCUCUGCGGAGGAUCAGCGCCGAACCAAGGAAGCCUUGUACGAAAGGCUCCGUCGUUGGUACGCUGGGUUGCCGAGAACCUUCGAUACUGCCCGAAAGCCAACCCCGUACGUGAUCAUGCUAAGGAUGCAAUAUCACACGUUGGUAAUCAAUUUAUUCCUCUUCAAGAUCAAUGACAACACGCCCAGCACCGAGGCAGAAAGCCUCACAACACCCCAAAGUCCCAAAUCUCCAGCUUCUCUGUCAAUAAUAUCAAGAUGCAAUGCUGAAGUUAUUACGCAGUCAGCUGCACGGGCGAUCGCCGCUCUAGCACGUCUACAUCGAAAAGAAUAUGGAAUGGGCCGAGCGCACCACUUUGCCAUGUACGCCAUCAACCUAGCUCUGUUUGCUCUACUGGAACAGCCAAACUUCGACAUCCUGGAUCAAGAUUUUUUGAGUCUGGCCAGUGCUUUUUCGAGGAUUGCGAGUCGCUCGCACCUGGGCCGAAAUUUAUUCCAUCUAUUUCGACAACAUGUGCGGGCAAAACGUCAGGGCAGGCGGAUUCGUGAAUCUCACCUGGCCAACGACGAGCUGAAGGUACUGUUUGAUGAAGAAGCCACCUCUCCAUCUCUGUGGGAUGAGUAUGCUCAGGGACUAGAGAAACUAAAUGAGGAUACACGGUACCAUGGUAUCCGCAUUGAGGGCGACCACAGUUUGUUCGAGAUGCUGGACCGGUACGAGAGUUUGAGCUUGGGCAAGGAUGAAAUCGCACCCGAGAGGCCGCGUCCUGGGGAGCACGAGUAUAUUCCCUGCUGA